Messenger RNA from Cololabis saira (Pacific saury), 4754 nucleotides. RefSeq names its product spermatogenesis associated 13 (gene spata13). Lineage: Eukaryota; Metazoa; Chordata; Actinopteri; Beloniformes; Belonidae. Gene Ontology annotation, molecular function: guanyl-nucleotide exchange factor activity; protein binding. The record is from RefSeq and is a predicted model, not a curated record. The coding region runs from base 434 to 4249 and encodes 1271 amino acids. The transcript has 13 exons.
GCUCCAAGAUCCCUUUCAACUGGAUCUACCUACGAACUAGCGAGCGACUUCUUGAGUAAUAAGUCGCGUGAUUCACCAUUUUCCUGCAGUCACUUGACCAAAGACGAGUUUUGCCGGUUCGCUGAAGUGAAAUUAGAAACCCCCGCAGACAUUUCGCAAUUGAGAAGAAGUUCAUCAGCGAGGUCUUGAGCUUAGCUGGCGUCGCUAGCCGAGUUAGUGUCUCAGGAGUCAGCCAGGCGUUUGUUUCAGUGUGUGUGUGUGAGGCAGAACUAACACCGACAUGUUUGAGUGUGUGUGAGGGGGGACCAAACACCGACAUGUUUCUGGCCAGAGGACACCCAGAGAGAGGCGGCGGACCGCUGGAGGGGGGCGACCGCUUCUUCCCCAGGGAUGAAUAGUAACACCGCUGAAGGGUCAGGAGACUCCAGCCACUAUGAGCAAUGCAGAUCAAAAGGAGAGGGUCUUGUCCACAAGCGAAGACCCAAUCCCUUGUCUUCACAGCUCAAAAGUUGAUCUCCUGAUCAGGAGCGGUGAUGUGUAUCCGUUUCCGAACCCCGCUGAGAGAAGUUCAGUUCCACAUCUGCUGUCUGGAUGCAAUGCCCAGGUACAGCCAGCGAGCGCUGGUCCUUGCUCUGAUGAGAACAGACUGAAUGGCAUCAACUCCUCCGCCUGGUCCAACCCUGUUAUUGUUCAGCCAGAAGGAAAGCCAUACUCCACAAGAAUCAUGAGGCUUUUUUCUAAUUCAAGGAAGAUCCCCGUCUCCUCUCACAGUCCAUCCACUGACAGUCCAACCUCAACUCACAGCAAUGACAGCAACAGCGGCCCCCUUCCUGCGACAGGACUCGCAGGGUUUGGUGUCGUUGACUCCUUUAAAAAACUACGAUCAUCGGUGCUACAAGGUAUCCAGAGUAAAGGGGCAAUAAGCCACAAUGGAGAACAUGUCUCUUUACCUGAACAGGAACUGGUUAAUGGCUCAGCGGUGAGCGGUACUAAUCCCGGUCUAGCCAAUGCAGCAUUUCAUUCAAAGACUGCAGAAGGAUAUAAUGUGUCCAAUGGAAAUUUGACAGGGCAAAUGUUUGCUGCGACAAGCCAGUAUGGCUCAGAUAUUGAAGACUAUGAUGAUGAAGAAACUGAGGGAGAUGGUCUCACACGAAACUCUCGAUUCUCCAGGAGCAUCAGGAGAGCAUACGGAGCAGGACGCAUCAGUUUACUCGACAUGAUGAAUGGAAGACAAGUCGGAAGUAACCCAAAUCAAACUGCACUUACCACAGAGAAACUAAGUCAGACAUCUAAGGCCGAUGUCCUAACAGAAGAACCGAAUGAAAACACAAACGUGAAGGUUCUGAGCAGACUGAGCAAAAGUGCGGAGAACCUUCACAUAUUUAAGGCGCCUUUUAGACGCAAACCACCAUCUCCUUCCCCCCAAGAAGACCCCCAGAGGAAUAGUUCAUUAAACGGGAGACCAAACAUCCAAAGGACAUCCAGCGCUUCUUCGGUGGACCUCCGGGACCAUGCCGGUGGCCACAGAAGAGGCCUGGUGAAGACCAAGGCACCGAUGCUGAAGCUAGUUGGCAGCAUGACUGAUCUAACUGUCCGACGCAGGAGAAGUCCUUCCCCCAGUCCCACUUCUCCGUCUCCCUUGUCACCAUUGACCCGCCUUCAUGACGAUUAUUCUCGCCGCAUACCUUGCCUACAAAACAGUGAACGACAGCGUCGGCCGUUGACGACUGCUGUUCAGGUCAGUUCUUGUCAUGAACACGCUCCUCUGAUUCAUCACCAACCAGAGAACUACACCAGCCAAGAACCACAUACGGUUAUUAUUGACCCCCUUUCCUCGGAGCCCCCAGAGACUACAGAGCAUAUUUAUCCUGCUAUCUCUGCACAUCAUGACACGCUGAUGCUGCCUGUUGCCACAACAGGUAGUUAUAAUCACAUGGUUGAAUGUAUUUCAUCUACGUUCAACCAAAAAGAGCCUUUACAACACCAAGGACAGACUGAGAGCAGCCCGCUACCAGAUGAGGUGACAUCGUAUCGACAAGAACAAAAGUCACUUCUGCAAACAGAGGAAUACUCUCCAGCAGCCAGCAGCACACCUUCCGUCUCCUCAGCGUGCCUCCCGGAGUCGCCCGUAUCCCCCACAUCUCCCACAGAUACAGAAACGCCCGCCGUCAAGCCCAGGAGAAGAAAUGGGCGCCCAAGACCUCGGCCCAUCUCUGACUAUGCGCAGCUGGUUUCCAGGAAGCAUUCCAUCCCUGAGGAAGCAGCAGAGUUGCUUCAUGAGGAAAGGACAGCAGAUACACUGCUGCAUAAAGGCUGCGGUAAUCACGGAAAUGGAAACAGCCCUGAAAGCAGCGGUAUAAAGGGGGAUGUUCAGAAGCAGCGGCCCAUCUCAGUGGCAGGAGCUGGGGAUCUGUUCUCUGCAGAUGCAGAACUGAAGGAGGACCACCUUGCCUGUGCUUUGUCACGACCGCCAAUCCCCUCCCACAAGGUUCCCCCCUACCGAGGCGUUUCUGCCCGGUUUCGUCCCUCAGUGCUCUCCCAGAGCACCCCUAUCGGGCUGGACCGUGUGGGGCGGCGCAGACUCCACAGAGUGCUCAGCGAUGGUACGUCUGGGUGCUCUGCCACACUCGAUGACAGCGUGAGCGAGGAGGAGAUGGGAAGCUUUGAUGAACUCAAUGAUGUCACGCCCUACCUCCAGCCGGGAGUUGAGCUCUCUGCGCUCAACAAGUGGAUAAGCUCUGGCCAUGCGGUGUAUGCUGAAGCUCUCUGGGAUCAUGUGACCAUGGAGGAGCAGGAACUGGCCUUCAAGGCUGGAGACGUUAUCCACGUCCUGGAUGCCUCACAUAAGGACUGGUGGUGGGGAAGGGGAGCUGACCGGGAAGCCUGGUUCCCUUCCAGCUUUGUUAGGGUGCGCGUUAACCAAGAGGACUCGAGCGCUGAGAGUGUGGAGAGCGUUGCGGGCCAGGAAGAUCCAGUUCCCGGGGACGCACACAGUACUCAGCACAAGGAGCAGAUGAGAACCAAUGUGGUUCAGGAAAUAAUGAAUACUGAACGCAUUUACAUCAAACACCUGAAAGACAUCUGUGAGGGUUACAUCCGUCAGUGCCGGAAACAUCCUGACAUGUUCACAGAGCCGCAACUGAAGACCAUUUUCAGCAAUAUAGAGGACAUCUACAAAUUCCAGAGGCAGUUCCUCAGAGAUCUGGAGAAGAAUUACAACAGAGAACAACCCCAUCUCAGUGAAAUAGGUUCCUGUUUUCUCCUGCAGGGGGAAGGCUUCUCAAUCUACUCGGACUACUGUAACACUCAUCCUGCUGCCUGUGCUGAGCUGCAGCGCCUCAUGAAGUUGGGGAAAUACAAACAUUUCUUCGAGGCCUGCCGUUUGCUGCAACAGAUGAUUGACAUUUCCAUCGCUGGUUUCUUACUCACACCUGUCCAGAAGAUCUGCAAAUACCCACUGCAGCUGGGAGAACUGCUCAAGUACACACCUAAAGAACACAGUGAUCACACUGGUGUCAGUAAAGCAUACGAGGCUAUGAAGAAUGUCGCCAGUUUAAUAAAUGAGAGGAAGAGGCGGCUGGAGAGUAUCGACACCAUUGCUCACUGGCAGGUUGCUAUUUUGCACUGGGAGGGGCCAGACGUGCUGGAGCGCAGCUCUGAACUCAUCCAUUCUGGUGAGCUCACCCUCGUGGUCCGGCAAGGUAAAAUGCAGCAGCGCAGCUUCUUCCUCUUUGACCACCAGCUGGUCUACUGCAAAAAAGACGUCCUGCGCCGGGACCUGCUCCACUACCGUGGACGGCUGGAUAUGGACCAGAUGGAGGUGGCGGAGGUGCCCGACGGGCGGGACCCGGACCUGGGCCUGACCCUGAGGAAUGCUCUGCGCCUGCGCCACGCCUCGACUCUGGAGUUCAUGUGCAUGCUGUGCUGCAGGAAGGCCCAGGACAAGCAGAGGUGGUUACAAGCCUUUGCCAAGGAGAGACACAGAGUCAAGGAGGACAAAGAGAUGGGAAUAGAUAUCAGUGAAGAACAAAGGAAACAGGCCAUUGCUAAUGCCAGAAGACCCAAACAUGGGAAGCUCAAAACCUCCAUCCCACCGCACCACCAAAACCUUCCACCGCUUCAACAGCGUCACGUCACCAUACCGACCAGCGUGCCUCAGCAGCAGGUCUUUUCACUGGCUGAACCCCCAAAACGAAAGCCUCACCACCUGUUGUACACCAUCACCCGCAGUGCCUUUUUUAAGAAAUGAGGCUUUGCUUUGUCGUUUUUUUUUUUUCCCCACUCUUUUCUGCCUCAUCAGAGCAAACCCAAACCGUCCUGAAGUCUCAAAGAUUUUUCUUUUCUUGUAUGUGAAUGUACUGUCAGGUUUUGUUUCCGUGCCUCCAUGUGUCUCGUCUUUUUGGAUGUUUAAACUCGGUGCCUACAAUUUUAGAGGGGCAUGACAAAAGUGUUAAAAUACUGACUGUUUUAUUGGUUUGUGAAAAUGCUGCUUACCCAAGGUGCCCCUCCUUUUUGUUUUAAUUCUAGCUGACAGUUUGUUUUUUGUUUAGUUUUUUUUAAAUUAUGACAACAAUGUAUAUCCUGCUUUUACACUGACAAAGAUGGCUUUAGCUUUUUGCCCCCCCCCACCCCCCAACAAAGGCUGGACCCUUUUGCUGUGAGUCUGUUAGCUCUGAGCACAAAGCGGCCAGAGGAUAAACUACUCAUUCACAUAACUUGUUUAACACUGUAAAUAAAACUGUUGUACAAACACA